AUGAACCACAAAGACGUUGGAAUCAAUAUUAGGACGUUGCUGAAGGGGGCAGGGCCACCAGUAACUGAAGAUUGUAGCAUCUACAGAGUGCCCUUUGAUAUCCGCAAAGUCAACGAAGAUGCAUACACCCCAAAGGUUGUUUCUAUAGGCCCUCUUCACCACAACGGCAAUCCUCGCCUUCAAAACAUGGAAAGACACAAAUUCAUCUAUUGUGACGCAUUCAUUGAACGAACCCAAACAAGUUUGGACACCUGGAUCCGCUACAUAGAAGAGAAGGAGACUGAUUUUCGGCGCCGUUAUUCAGAGAACCUUAAGUUCAGCAAGGAGGAACUGGUGAAAAUAAUCUUGGUGGAUUCUGGUUUUAUAUUUGAGCUUUUCUGGAAACAAUAUCAUAAUAAUGUGGAACUGUCAGGGAAUGAUACCUUUCUUUCAAAUCCCUUCAUAGCCGAUACUAUAUCAGUAGAUUUGCUGCUAUUUGAAAACCAGCUUCCGUUUCAUGUUCUUACCGAUCUUUACAAUCUCUCCUUCAGUACUGGAUCUAUUGUCGGUAACGAUCACAUCCCUUCAUUUAUUGAACUUACAUUUCACUAUUUUGACUAUUACAAUAAACCUCAAUUGAAUUUUGGUAACAAUAUUAGAAUAAGUCACUUCACGGAUCUAAUUAGAACUUUCCACUUGCAACAUCCUCUGGAAAGACGACCUCCUAGGGAUGGUGAAUUAGUGGCAUAUGUUCCUAGUGCUUCUGAGUUGUCAGAAGCAGGGGUGAACUUUAAGGUUCUUAGAAGUGACUGUUUGCUGGACUUGAGAUUUUCAGAAGGGGUUCUUCAAAUGCCACAGUUGAAAGUGGAAGAUCGCACUGAAAUUUUGUUUCGGAAUAUGGUAGCUUUGGAGCAGUGUCACUAUCCUUUCGAAUCCUACAUUACAGACUAUGUUUCUGUUUUAGACUUCCUUGUAAACACAAGCAGAGAUGUGGAUACACUGGUCCAACAGAAAGUACUGGUGAACUGGCUAGGAGAUACUGAUUCUGUGGCUAACCUGUUAAAUAGUCUUGGCAAAAAUGUUACACAGUCAAACAUCAAUUCCGAUUACUCUCGUCUCGGCGAAGAGUUGAAUCAUUUUUAUGGUAAUCUUUAUAACAAGUUGAAAUCCACACUGAGACGUGAUUAUUGUAACAGUCCUUGGCAAACUGCUGCUACCAUUGCUGCAAUUGUUCUCCUUAUUCUCUCUUUCAUUCAGACAGUUUGUUCUGUCUUGCAAGUACUACCGCAACAAUAG
Messenger RNA from Sphenostylis stenocarpa, 1275 nucleotides. The record is from the annotation of a GenBank genome assembly. NCBI's taxonomy places the organism in Eukaryota, Viridiplantae, Streptophyta, Magnoliopsida, Fabales, Fabaceae.